AUGUUUGAUCGUACAUUAUCUGUCAGCGCCAAAGGUGGUGCAUGUCUUCAGAGGAAGAAACGAACGCUUCGAGGUGUUGUGGUGUCGGAAGGUACAAUGAAAGGUGCAUCAGAGGCGACGGUUGGCGGCGGUCGGCCUGGGGGCGGUCUCCCUCCUAUGAAGGAGAUUGUUGAUAGGCUCCAUUUGUAUGUACAAGAUGGUGAUACUAUAGUCGACUUCUGCUGUGGUUCCAAUGAUUUCAGUUGUUUACUGGAAGAGAAGCUAGAGAAAGUUGGGAAAUCCUGCAUAUUUAAAAAUUAUGAUCUUUUUCAGCCAAAGAAUGACUUCAAUUUUGAAAAGAGAGAUUGGAUGAGUGUGAACCCAGACGAAUUACCAAACGGUUCUAGACUGAUUAUGGGACUGAAUCCCCCUUUUGGGGUCAAGGCAUCUCGUGCUAACAAGUUCAUUAGCAAAGCUCUUACCUUCAGACCAAAGCUUAUUAUUCUUAUUGUUCCUAGGGAAACUAAAAGACUUGAUGAGAAAGAAGGUUAUGAUUUGAUUUGGGAGGAUGAUCGAGUUCUAUCUGGCAAGUCAUUCUACCUACCAGGUUCAGUUGAUGUAGAGGAUAAGCAGUUGGAACAAUGGAAUGUAAAAGCACCUCCGCACAAGGCAAUAUCACAACAGCAAGGUCAUGCAUAUUAUGGUCCGGAAGAGUUGGAUGGAAAUGAACACAAUGCCAAAGAUAUUGAAUUUAAUUAG
This is a messenger RNA of Hibiscus syriacus, 738 nucleotides long. Its product is annotated as protein ENHANCED DOWNY MILDEW 2-like. Lineage: Eukaryota; Viridiplantae; Streptophyta; Magnoliopsida; Malvales; Malvaceae. The record is from RefSeq and is a predicted model, not a curated record. The transcript has 8 exons. The coding region runs from base 1 to 738 and encodes 245 amino acids.